Leptosia nina is the source of this 3219-nucleotide messenger RNA. The record is from the annotation of a GenBank genome assembly. NCBI's taxonomy places the organism in Eukaryota, Metazoa, Arthropoda, Insecta, Lepidoptera, Pieridae.
AUGUUGCGAAUACCGGUCAGAAGUGGUAUUUCACAAAAGUCAUUAAAAAUACGAACAAAAUCGUCUAGCGCGUAUAUAAGAAAAUCUUUUAUAGACUAUUUUAUAGUAAAUCACGGACACAAGUAUGUUAAAUCUAGUUCUGUUGUUCCACUAUGCGAUCCAACUGUACCGUUUGUAAAUGCAGGAAUGAACCAGUUUAAAGGAGUAUUUCUUGGCACAGUUGACCCUCCAAGCGCCAGAGCAGUAAAUUCCCAGAAAUGUGUGAGAGUAGGUGGUAAGCACAAUGAUUUAGAUCUAGUUGGCUUAGAUAGUACUCACCACACAUUCUUUGAGAUGCUUGGCAACUGGUCAUUUGGGGACUAUUAUAAGAAAGAAGCCUGCAAGAUGGCAUGGGACCUCCUUCUCGGACCAUACAGAUUAAAACCUGAUAAUUUGCUUGUCACUUAUUUUGGUGGAGAUGUCAGUAUUGGCCUCACUGAGGACAGGGAGUGUAGGGAUAUUUGGAAAGAGAUAGGUGUCCCAUCAAGUCAUCUUAAGGAUUGCGAUGCAAAGGACAACUUCUGGGAGAUGGGUUUAACUGGCCCUUGUGGGCCCUGUACAGAAAUACACUACAUACACCCAGAUGGGAGCCUUACUGAAAUAUGGAAUCUAGUCUUUAUACAAUGUAAUAGAGAAGCCAAUGGUAAAGUGUCUCAUCUUCGGAAACACCAUGUUGAUACAGGAAUGGGAUUGGAAAGAAUGUCUGCACUCUUACAGGGUGUUCCAUCUAAUUAUGACACAGACUUGUUUCGACCAAUCAUAGCUGCUAUUGAGAAGAACAGUAAGGUUUCAGCAUAUGGCAGUAGCUAUAGUAAAGAUGCCAUUUUAGAUCAAAAUUAUCGACGUCUUGCGGAUCACGCUAGAAUGAUAAGUGUAUGUUUGGCUGAUGGAGUAUUUCCUGCUACAAGUUUGAACCUAAAGCAAAUAAUGCGCAAAUCUUUUAAGAUCUGCUCCGAUGUCUUUCAAAAUCCCAAUCUUCUCAAUAUCCUUUACAAACAUGUAGCAGAAAUCCUUGGGAACACAUAUCCCGAACUGAGUAUCAAAGAGAAAGAUGCCAUAUUAAUAUUAGAACACGAGGGGGAUAGCUAUCGUAAGAUGCGUUCAAAUUUGAAAAAGAAAUGGAAAGAUUUAGUCAAACAAUAUCCUGAAGUUGAGGUCCUAAGUGAUGUUGAAUUAGCUGGUUUUGCACUUGGAUAUAAAGAGUUUAAGGAGAGUGUGAAGAAGUGUGAAUCCAAAAUAAUACCAGGAGAAGUUGUUUUUAAGCUGUACGACACACAUGGGUUCCAAGAAGACAUAAUCGAGAGAAUAGCUCUUCUAAACAAUAUGGAGAUUGACAAGAAGGGCUUCUGGAAACUCCUGUCGCAACAUAAAAUGCGACACAAAGCGUCCUUCAAGGAGCAAAAUGAUAGAAAAGGAGUGUUAUUUGAUGAAGCAUUAGAAACAAUAGUUAAAAGUGGCGUUAAACGCACCGAUGAUGAAAGUAAAUAUAAGUACAGAGUCGUGGACGAUAAAGUCUCAUUCCCACCAUUAAGAACAAGGGUAGUCGCGAUACUCAAUGAAAAUGCCGAAUGGAUUGACUUUUUAGAAGCAUGCGAAACUAGACCAUACUAUGUUGUGACUGAAAGCACAAAUUUCUAUACAGAAGCCGGUGGCCAAAUAUGCGACACUGGAAUAAUAAAGUUUAACAAAGACAUUAAAUUAAUCGUAGAUAGUGCGUUUAAAAUCCGUGACUUUGUCAUACACAAAGGAUGUUUUAAAAUACUUAGCGAUAGUAAAUAUGUGAGAAAUAAUGACGACGUGAUAUUAGAAAUAAAUAAUGAUAGACGGUUGAGUUUAAUGAGGAAUCACAGUGGUGUACAUUUACUGAAUGCGGCAAUACGCAGAGUCUUGCCAGAUAGUGUGGUUUGUCAAAUUGGAUCCAAGGUCAGUGCGACAGGACUAAGUUUGAGUCUAGUUGUGUAUGGAGAGAAGUUGUCUCAGAAACGGAUGCUAGCAGCUGAGCAAUUAAUACGGGAAUCGAUACAAUCAAAGGCACCUGUCGCUACAAGAAUAAUAGAUAGUACACAAUUGACUGGUGAAGAUGCUGUAAUGACUGUCCCUGGUGAGACAUAUCCAGAAAAAGGGCUUCGAUUAGUCACUUAUUCAGCUCCUUUGAUCUCUAGGGAAUUAUGUUGUGGAACGCACGUCCCUCAUGCUGGUGUCAUCGACGACUUUUGUUUAACUUCAGUCAAAGGGGCGACAACCCAUACGCCCACUUUGUAUGCGCUAACUGGCGAUUAUGCGACACAGGCCCGAGAAUUAUUCUGUCGAACGGAAAAAUUAUCGCAAGUGAUAGAUUUAGCUGAUCCUGAACGAGUAAAGGAAGAAGUGGAUAGCAUUCGUCAACAACUGGCAACCCUUUGUGAGGUGGGGGCACCGUGUGGCGAGCAUUUGGCUUGCCAGAAAUUGCUCGAUACUCUGCUCAAGAAAGCGGCCAAUCGAAACGACGUUGCUUUGCAAUCAAUAGCGGAAACUGAAAUACACGAAGCCUGCUACGAAGCUGUGCGCCAAGGGCGCCGCUUUGUCGUCCACUUUCUUCGCUGUUCCUACCUCAUGCAACCACGCGCUGCCGCUCUUUCUUUAGCUAACACUCGUACCUACCCGCAAACAACGAUGGAUAUAGCGUCAAACAAAAGUUUGCAUCAAAACACAGACACAGGAGAUUAUAUAAGAACUUAUUCUAAAAGUCCGAGCACAGACACUUCGCAAAUCGUAGAUGAGAUCAUCGACAAUACAGGACAUUUACACCCCAGCAUAGACAAACAAGCGCCUUUGGACACGGCUACAUCACAGGUUCAAAUAAGUGACGUCGCGAGCGGGGAACUCCCUGCAAUGUUGAUGGGAUGCGCCGGAGGUGUUAUCGUUGCCGUCGCUAGAGUGCCACAGGAGCUGGUUAGUGAAACAUUUACAGCAGAGAAGUGGCUCAGCUGUAUUCUGCCGAUCUUCCAAGCGGAGAUAUUGCCAAACACGACGGGUACUUCCCCGCUCACGCAUGCGCAAAUGAAUGCUACUAAAGUUAGCCUUAUAAACUGCGAGCAGAUGGUUCAAGACGCGAUGCGGGUUGCAAUCAAGUUUGCUCAGUCCCAUAUAAAAGACUUAGGAGAUGGUGUAGGACCCACAGAAAAUAGACAACAAAACUAG